GUGGACCAAUAAGGAAGCGGAGGCCCGGCUGGCGGCGGGGAGGAGACGGUGCGCGGGAAGAGAACUUUAGGCAUUCCCAGUAGCUGCAGGGACUCACUGUAUGUCCUGUCCCAUCCCGGUCUGGUUGCAAAACAAGCUCGACUUUAGUGCUUAAGUACCAUGAAGUGCCUGAUCACCGGGGGCAACGUGAAGGUGCUGGGCAAGGCUGUCCAUUCGCUAUCCCGAAUCGGGGACGAGCUCUAUCUGGAACCCUUGAAGGACGGGCUCUCCCUACGGACUGUGAACUCUUCCCGUUCUGCCUAUGCCUGCUUCCUUUUUGCCCCACUCUUCUUCCAGCAGUACCAGGAGGCUUCCCCUGGUCAGGACCUGCUGCGCUGUAAGAUCCUGAUGAAGUCCUUCCUGUCUGUCUUCCGCUCUCUGGCAACGGUGGAGAAGACUGUGGAGAAGUGCUGCAUCUCCCUCAGCGGCAGCCACAGCCACCUGGUGGUCCAGCUCCACUGCAAGUAUGGGGUCAAGAAGACACACAACCUCUCCUUCCAGGACUGUGAAUCCUUGCAGGCUGUCUUCGACCCAGCCUCAUGCCCUCACUUGCUCCGUACACCAGCACGGGUUAUGGCAGAAGCUGUUCUGUCCUUUCCCCCUGCAUUGACUGAGGUGACACUGGGCAUUGGCCAUGGCCGACGGGUCAUCCUGCGCAGCUACCAGGAAGAGGAGGCAGAUAGCACCAGCAAAGCCAUGGUGACUGAGACUAGCAUUGGGGAGGAGGACUUCCAGCAGCUGCAUGCCCCAGAAGGGAUAGCUGUCACUUUCUGCCUCAAGGAAUUUCGGGGGCUCCUGAGCUUUGCAGAGUCAGCGAAUUUGCCUCUUUCUAUCCACUUUGAUGUUCCAGGCAGGCCAGUCAUCUUUACCAUUGAGGACUCUUUGCUGGAUGCCAACUUUGUCUUGGCCACACUCUUAGAGCAAGACUCAUGUUCUCAGAACCCGUGUCCCCCAAAACACCACCAGCCAGUGCCUCAGAAGCAGGCACACAGCACACCCCACUUAGAUGACUUUACCAGCGAUGACAUCGACUGUUACAUGAUUGCCAUGGAAACCACCGGGGGCAAUGAGGACUCCCGGGCACAGCCUUCCACAUCCCUCCCACCUGUCUCCCAGGCCUCCCAUGACCUUGCCCCCACCUCAGAGGAGGAAGGGGAGGAGGCUGAGCCUAGUACAGUGCCUGGGACUCCCCCACCCAAGAAGUUCCGGUCACUUUUCUUUGGCUCCAUCCUGGCCCCUGUACACUCCCCCCAGGGUCCUAACCCUGUGCUGGCCGAAGACAGUGAUGGUGAAGGAUGAACCUGAGAAACUAAAGUCUGUGUCCAAAGGCUCAUGGACCAGAAGCAGGCCCAGCCACUGGCAGAGUUGGGCCUCGGCCUCCGGACAUGGAAAAAGGCCUUGGGUAGGCCCCACUUGGCUGGCUGCUGCAGAGCUACCUCGGCAACCCAACCAUGUCUGCUCUGUGUUCUGUAUUUACUCAGCCUCUAUCAAUCAUGUCUCUUUCUGGUGCCCAGCUGUCACCUAGCAGAUUCUUCACCUCACUUUGAGGCUCUGUAGUAUGACUUCUGGCCAAAGCCAGAAACAGCUCACUCGGGCUCACCUGCCUCUAAAAAGGAAAGCUCAGUGUUGAACCCAUGGUGAACUCCCACUGCGGACCUGUCAGACCCUUCUGCGGUCCAGAGGGACUGUUUGUCUUUCAUCACACUUGACUGUCACUGAUGUUGCCCAUGUUCAGCCACUCAGUCUGCCCUCCCAGGUGGCUUUGUACCAAAGAACUGCUGGCCUACUGGGAUGAGAGAGACAGAGGCCAUGGUGAGAAUCCAGCUUUGACCUUUAUUCAAGAGACCAGAUGGGUUGCCCCAGGAUCUGGCUGCCAGCCAUGCAAGGCUGGAGACCCACAAUCUGGUCUGCCAUUGCCCUGAGCUGCAGCCUUGACCCCAGGAUUCCACUUGUAGCCACCACAGGUGCUGGUGGGAGGGAGCCCUGGGGGAUUAGAUGCUGCUAUUGAUUCUUUAAAAAAUAAAGGAAAGACACUUAA
Mastomys coucha (southern multimammate mouse) is the source of this 2077-nucleotide messenger RNA. It is a transcript of the gene Rad9a, whose product is annotated as RAD9 checkpoint clamp component A. The transcript is spliced from 11 exons. Gene Ontology annotation, cellular component: checkpoint clamp complex. Lineage: Eukaryota; Metazoa; Chordata; Mammalia; Rodentia; Muridae. The record is from RefSeq and is a predicted model, not a curated record. Gene Ontology annotation, biological process: DNA replication checkpoint signaling; mitotic intra-S DNA damage checkpoint signaling; DNA repair. Bases 160 to 1338 code for a protein of 392 amino acids.